Molecule: messenger RNA, 6725 nt
Organism: Pectinophora gossypiella (pink bollworm)
Lineage: Eukaryota; Metazoa; Arthropoda; Insecta; Lepidoptera; Gelechiidae
Product: E3 ubiquitin-protein ligase RBBP6-like
Exons: 3
Coding region: 1-6576 (2191 amino acids)
Source: RefSeq, a predicted model, not a curated record
AUGAUGAUGAUGGAAACGAAGAUACCCAACCUGCGCCGAGUCAUCCAGAUCCUGAAGACAAAACCAGAUGGAUCAUCCAAAUCAACCAACGAGUAUAAGAACAAGUACGAAGAUUCUGGAAAGUCAAAAUACGACGACGAGUCAAGCAGUAACGAUAAAUCAACGACAAUUGGAGGAGGACAGAAAACAACAACGGAAACCGAUUGGAAGUCAAAGAACCAAGGAACCAACGAAUACAAGAACAAGAACGUUUCGAAAGGCAAAGACACCAGAACCGUAGAUGCUGACGGCACUAUCCGCCAGGAUUCGGAGAAUUCGUCUAAAGGUACUUCAUCCUCCAGAUCUAAAUCUAAUUCGGACUAUACGUCAACAACCAAGACUAAAACUGAACCAGUCAACAAGAGCCCUCAGGACAGUGGGCCUGUACCCAUUCAAGAAAAACCAGCUGGACCGGCAAGACCGGACACUGUAAUUAUUGGCCCACCAAUUGGACGUCCAUAUCCUCCACCUUAUGAUAGUAGCACUUAUGAAGGCACGAGCCGAACUAAGUCUAGCUAUGAUUCGAGCAAUGACGGUACAUCGCAGAGUGACAACAAAAGUUCAUAUGUCCAGAAACCAGAUGGAUCAUCUAAAUCAACCAACGAGUAUAAGAACAAGUACGAAGAUUCUGGAAAGUCAAAAUACGACGACGAGUCAAGCGGUAACGAUAAAUCAACGACAAUUGGAGGAGGACAGAAAACAACAACGGAAACCGAUUGGAAGUCAAAGAACCAAGGAACCAACGAAUACAAGAACAAGAACGUUUCGAAAGGCAAAGACACCAGAACCGUAGAUGCUGACGGCACUAUCCGCCAGGAUUCGGAGAAUUCGUCUAAAGGUACUUCAUCCUCCAGAUCUAAAUCUAAUUCGGACUAUACGUCAACAACCAAGACAAAAACUGAACCAGUCAACAAGAGCCCUCAGGACAGUGGGCCUGUACCCAUUCAAGAAAAACCAGCUGGACCGGCUAGACCGGACACUGUAAUUAUUGGCCCAUCAAUUGGACGUCCAUAUCCUCCACCUUAUGAUAGUAGCACUUAUGAAGGCACGAGCCGAACUAAGUCUAGCUAUGAUUCGAGCAAUGACGGUACAUCGCAGAGUGACAACAAAAGUUCAUAUGUCCAGAAACCAGAUGGAUCAUCCAAAUCAACCAACGAGUAUAAGAACAAGUACGAAGAUUCUGGAAAGUCAAAAUACGACGACGAGUCAAGCGGUAACGAUAAAUCAACGACAAUUGGAGGAGGACAGAAAACAACAACGGAAACCGAUUGGAAGUCAAAGAACCAAGGAACCAACGAAUACAAGAACAAGAACGUUUCGAAAGGCAAAGACACCAGAACCGUAGAUGCUGAUGGCACUAUCCGCCAGGACUCGGAGAAUUCGUCUAAAGGUACUUCAUCCUCCAGAUCUAAAUCUAAUUCGGACUAUACGUCAACAACCAAGACUAAAACCGAACCAGUCAACAAGAGCCCUCAGGACAGUGGGCCUGUACCCAUUCAAGAAAAACCAGCUGGACCGGCUAGACCGGACACUGUAAUUAUUGGCCCACCAAUUGGACGUCCAUAUCCUCCACCUUAUGAUAGUAGCACUUAUGAAGGCACGAGCCGAACUAAGUCUAGCUAUGAUUCGAGCAAUGACGGUACAUCGCAGAGUGACAACAAAAGUUCAUAUGUCCAGAAACCAGAUGGAUCAUCCAAAUCAACCAACGAGUAUAAGAACAAGUACGAAGAUUCUGGAAAGUCAAAAUACGACGACGAGUCAAGCGGUAACGAUAAAUCAACGACAAUUGGAGGAGGACAGAAAACAACAACGGAAACCGAUUGGAAAUCAAAGAACCAAGGAACCAACGAAUACAAGAACAAGAACGUUUCGAAAGGCAAAGACACCAGAACCGUAGAUGCUGACGGCACUAUCCGCCAGGAUUCGGAGAAUUCGUCUAAAGGUACUUCAUCCUCCAGAUCUAAAUCUAAUUCGGACUAUACGUCAACAACCAAGACUAAAACUGAACCGGUCAAAACAAGCCCUCAAGACAAAGGGCCUGUGCCCAUUCAAGAAAAACCAGCUGGACCGGCUAGACCGGGCACUGUAAUUAUUGGCCCACCAAUUGGACGUCCAUAUCCUCCACCUUAUGAUAGUAGCACUUAUGAAAGCACGAGUCGAACUAAGUCCAACUCUGAUUCGAGCAAUGAUGGUACAUCGCAAAGUGACAACAAAAGGUCAUAUGUCCAGAAACCAGAUGGAUCAUCUAAAUCAACCAACGAGUAUAAGAACAAGUACGAAAAUUCUGGAAAGUCAAAAUACGACAACGAGUCAAGCGGUAACGAUAAAUCGACGACAAUCGGAGGACGACGGAAAACAACAACGGAAACCGAUUGGAAGUCAAAGAACCAAGGAACUAACAAAUACAAGAACAAGAACGUUUCGAAAGGCAAAGACACCAGAACCGUAGAUGCCGAUGGCACUAUCCGCCAGGAUUCGGAAAAUUCGUCUAGAGGUACUUCAUCUUCUAGAUCUAAAUCUAAUUCGGACUAUACGUCAACAACCAAGACUAAAACUGAACCAGUCAAAAAGAGCCCUCAGGACACAACAGGGUCUGUGCCCGUUUCAAGCAACGAUCAAGUACAACCAGCUGGACCGGCUAGACCGGGCACUGUAAUUGUUGGCCGACCAAUCGUGCCAAUCGUUCGGCCAUAUCCUCAACCAGAUGAAACUCACACUUAUGAAGGCACGAGCCGAACUAAGUCUAGCUAUGAUUCGAGCAAUGACGGUACAUCGCAGAGUGACAACAAAAGUUCAUAUGUCCAGAAACCAGAUGGAUCAUCUAAAUCAACCAACGAGUAUAAGAACAAGUAUGAAAAUUCUGGAAAGUCAAAAUACGACAACGAAUCAAACGGUAACGAUAAAUCGACGACAAUCGGAGGAGGACGGAAAACAACAACGGAAACCGAUUGGAAGUCAAAGAACCAAGGAACUAACGAAUACAAGAACAAGAACGUUUCGAAAGGCAAAGACACCAGAACCGUAGAUGCCGACGGCACUAUCCGCCAGGAUUCGGAGAAUUCAUCUAAAGGUACUUCAUCCUCCAGAUCUAAAUCUAAUUCGGACUAUACGUCAACAACCAAGACUAAAACUGAACCGGUCAAAACAAGCCCUCAAGACAAAGGGCCUGUGCCCAUUCAAGAAAAACCAGCUGGACCGGCUAGACCGGGCACUGUAAUUAUUGGCCCACCAAUUGGACGUCCAUAUCCUCCACCUUAUGAUAGUAGCACUUAUGAAAGCACGAGUCGAACUAAGUCCAACUCUGAUUCGAGCAAUGAUGGUUCAUCGCAAAGUGACAACAAAAGGUCAUAUGUCCAGAAACCAGAUGGAUCAUCUAAAUCAACCAACGAGUAUAAGAACAAGUACGAAAAUUCUGGAAAGUCAAAAUACGACAACGAGUCAAGCGGUAACGAUAAAUCGACGACAAUCGGAGGAGGACGGAAAACAACAACGGAAACCGAUUGGAAGUCAAAGAACCAAGGAACUAACGAAUACAAGAACAAGAACGUUUCGAAAGGCAAAGACACCAGAACCGUAGAUGCCGAUGGCACUAUCCGCCAGGAUUCGGAAAAUUCGUCUAGAGGUACUUCAUCCUCUAGAUCUAAAUCUAAUUCGGACUAUACGUCAACAACCAAGACUAAAACUGAACCAGUCAAAAAGAGCCCUCAGGACACAACAGGGUCUGUGCCCGUUUCAAGCAACGAUCAAGUACAGCCAGCUGGACCGGCUAGACCGGGCACUGUAAUUGUUGGCCGACCAAUCGUGCCAAUCGUUCGGCUAUAUCCUCAACCAGAUGAAACUCACACUUAUGAAGGCACGAGCCGAACUAAGUCUAGCUAUGAUUCGAGCAAUGACGGUACAUCGCAGAGUGACAACAAAAGUUCAUAUGUCCAGAAACCAGAUGGAUCAUCUAAAUCAACCAACGAGUAUAAGAACAAGUAUGAAAAUUCUGGAAAGUCAAAAUACGACAACGAAUCAAACGGUAACGAUAAAUCGACGACAAUCGGAGGAGGACGGAAAACAACAACGGAAACCGAUUGGAAGUCAAAGAACCAAGGAACUAACGAAUACAAGAACAAGAACGUUUCGAAAGGCAAAGACACCAGAACCGUAGAUGCCGACGGCACUAUCCGCCAGGAUUCGGAGAAUUCAUCUAAAGGUACUUCAUCCUCCAGAUCUAAAUCUAAUUCGGACUAUACGUCAACAACCAAGACUAAAACUGAACCGGUCAAAACAAGCCCUCAAGACAAAGGGCCUGUGCCCAUUCAAGAAAAACCAGCUGGACCGGCUAGACCGGGCACUGUAAUUAUUGGCCCACCAAUUGGACGUCCAUAUCCUCCACCUUAUGAUAGUAGCACUUAUGAAAGCACGAGUCGAACUAAGUCCAACUCUGAUUCGAGCAAUGAUGGUUCAUCGCAAAGUGACAACAAAAGGUCAUAUGUCCAGAAACCAGAUGGAUCAUCUAAAUCAACCAACGAGUAUAAGAACAAGUACGAAAAUUCUGGAAAGUCAAAAUACGACAACGAGUCAAGCGGUAACGAUAAAUCGACGACAAUCGGAGGAGGACGGAAAACAACAACGGAAACCGAUUGGAAGUCAAAGAACCAAGGAACUAACGAAUACAAGAACAAGAACGUUUCGAAAGGCAAAGACACCAGAACCGUAGAUGCCGAUGGCACUAUCCGCCAGGAUUCGGAAAAUUCGUCUAGAGGUACUUCAUCUUCUAGAUCUAAAUCUAAUUCGGACUAUACGUCAACAACCAAGACUAAAACUGAACCAGUCAAAAAGAGCCCUCAGGACACAACAGGGUCUGUGCCCGUUUCAAGCAACGAUCAAGUACAACCAGCUGGACCGGCUAGACCGGGCACUGUAAUUGUUGGCCGACCAAUCGUGCCAAUCGUUCGGCCAUAUCCUCAACCAGAUGAAACUCACACUUAUGAAGGCACGAGCCGAACUAAGUCUAGCUAUGAUUCGAGCAAUGACGGUACAUCGCAGAGUGACAACAAAAGUUCAUAUGUCCAGAAACCAGAUGGAUCAUCUAAAUCAACCAACGAGUAUAAGAACAAGUAUGAAAAUUCUGGAAAGUCAAAAUACGACAACGAAUCAAACGGUAACGAUAAAUCGACGACAAUCGGAGGAGGACGGAAAACAACAACGGAAACCGAUUGGAAGUCAAAGAACCAAGGAACUAACGAAUACAAGAACAAGAACGUUUCGAAAGGCAAAGACACCAGAACCGUAGAUGCCGACGGCACUAUCCGCCAGGAUUCGGAGAAUUCAUCUAAAGGUACUUCAUCCUCCAGAUCUAAAUCUAAUUCGGACUAUACGUCAACAACCAAGACUAAAACUGAACCGGUCAAAACAAGCCCUCAAGACAAAGGGCCUGUGCCCAUUCAAGAAAAACCAGCUGGACCGGCUAGACCGGGCACUGUAAUUAUUGGCCCACCAAUUGGACGUCCAUAUCCUCCACCUUAUGAUAGUAGCACUUAUGAAAGCACGAGUCGAACUAAGUCCAAGUCUGAUUCGAGCAAUGAUGGUACAUCGCAAAGUGACAACAAAAGGUCAUAUGUCCAGAAACCAGAUGGAUCAUCUAAAUCAACCAACGAGUAUAAGAACAAGUACGAAAAUUCUGGAAAGUCAAAAUACGACAACGAGUCAAGCGGUAACGAUAAAUCGACGACAAUCGGAGGAGGACGGAAAACAACAACGGAAACCGAUUGGAAGUCAAAGAACCAAGGAACUAACGAAUACAAGAACAAGAACGUUUCGAAAGGCAAAGACACCAGAACCGUAGAUGCCGAUGGCACUAUCCGCCAGGAUUCGGAAAAUUCGUCUAGAGGUACUUCAUCCUCUAGAUCUAAAUCUAAUUCGGACUAUACGUCAACAACCAAGACUAAAACUGUACCAGUCAAAAAGAGCCCUCAGGACACGACAGGGUCUGUGCCCGUUUCAAGCAACGAUCAAGUAGAACCAGCUGGACCGGCUAGACCGGGCACUGUAAUUGUUGGCCGACCAAUCGUGCCAAUCGUUCGGCCAUAUCCUCAACCAGAUGAAACUCACACUUAUGAAGGCACGAGCCGAACUAAGUCUAGCUAUGAUUCGAGCAAUGACGGUACAUCGCAGAGUGACAACAAAAGUUCAUAUGUCCAGAAACCAGAUGGAUCAUCUAAAUCAACCAACGAGUAUAAGAACAUGUAUGAAAAUUCUGGAAAGUCAAAAUACGACAACGAAUCAAACGGUAACGAUAAAUCUACGACAAUCGGAGGAGGACGGAAAACAACAACGGAAACCGAUUGGAAGUCAAAGAACCAAGGAACCAACGAAUACAAGAACAAGAACGUUUCGAAAGGCAAAGACACCAGAACCGUAGAUGCCGAUGGCACUAUCCGUCAGGAUUCGGAGAAUUCGUCUAAAGGUACUUCAUCGUCCAGAUCGAAAUCUAAUUCGGACUAUACGUCAACAACCAAGACUAAAACUGAGCCAGUGAAAAAAAUAUAAAAUUAUGGCUGUCUUUAUUAAAGUAGCAUCAAAAUUGUUUGAUACCUGAAUUUUAAUAUCGUUUAACAUUAAUAUGUUCAUACUUACCUAAUUUCUUAUUUUGUGUUGUAUUAAAUGAUAAGUUUUUCGGCUUGAAGGUUUGGUUCUAA